AGAGGGGCUGGACUCACGCUUUCCAGAGCGCCUGCAACUAAUCCAGUUCAUUCUACCGAUCAAUUCACCUGGACGCCUGACGAAUGUUCACAAACGUGCAGACUUUGUUUUUAUUUUAAAACACUCUACAAAAUACUUCUGAGGAAUGUGGCGGAACUGAACGAACAACCAUACUUGUUCUUUUUUGUUAUUGCGAAGCGAGUAACAAUAUCUCAAAACAUUUGAAAAAGAAACCAUGGCAACGGGCGGAUUUAAAUCCAACAGCUCGACGGACUUUCUGGAGGAAUGGAAAGCGAAGCGCGAGAAGAUGAGGGCGAAGAUGCUCGGGGACAUCGCCGCCGCUACCGGUGUCUGCACGUCUGUCGCGAACCCCGCCAAAAACACCGAGUUAAACAAUAACGGCAGCUCCUCGUCCUCCUAUCCCGUGGCCCGGUCCUCAUCUCUGAGGCGGCUGGAGGACGAGCCGAAGCCACCCGAGUCGCCCGGGGGAAACUUGAAGAAGACGCCGGAGAAAGUGAGCGCCGUCCCGUACACGGAGAGUUCGAGCCCCGCUGGUGUGGAUGACAGUGAUAAAGAGAGUCCCACUCACAGCAAGAGCAAAGAGAAGAAGAGCUCAGGACCCAGUGCCAGAAAGGGCAAAGGACAGAUAGAGAAGAGGAAGUUAAGAGAGAAGAGGAGGUCAACAGGUGUAGUCAGCAUACCGUCCAAUGAGAGCUUGGAUGAGCUAGAUGAUGAUGAUGGUGGUGAGGAGAAAGAGAGGAAGACAGAAGAAACUCUUACACAGCACAACACAGUCCAGAAUGAAGCAGUGAGCCCUGAUCCUGGAGCAGCCCACUCAAUACAGGACACUCCGAGAUCCAGGUCUCUUAAAAGUGAUGAGGAUGGAGGAGGAAAUAGACAUCGUCAGCGACAUGGAAGGGAAGUCAGUGCCGGCGUCCCUGUAGCACUGGAGAGGAGGAUAGAGGAUCUAGAAAGGGAGCUAGCCUUGGAGAGACAGGAGAAUGCUCGCCUGUUGAAAGCCUAUCAGGACAAGGACGACCUGAUCGUUAAGCUGAAAGAGGAGAUCGACCUGCUAAACAGGGAUCUGGAUGACAUUGAAGAUGAGAACGAGCAGCUGAAACAGGAGAAUAAGACCUUGCUCAAAGUGGUUGGUCAACUCACAAGGUAGAGCCAAGUGACCUAAAGAUCACUAAUGGAGUCUAAAGGUCUUGCUGUCGCACCCUGACAGGUUUAACUGAAGAACACGACAGCCUUGCAGCUCCAUCCUUUAUACUAUCUGCUCUGUCUGUCCAUGUUGUUGUCGCUCUCUGGAAGAGGAUCUUUGUGUGUUGUCAUGAGGCUUCAAGAAUCUGGAGAACCGCAAGAUCUCAGCCACACGACAGUGUUAGUUGAGACCUCCUCCUAUUAUUAAGGGUUGUAAUGAGGAAGUAAUAUUCUAUUUAAUGUAAAUGUGUAUGUACAUAGGCUAUGCUGACUGUUGUUUUAAGGCUUGCAAAAAAGCAGCAUAAUAGACGAAAUGCAAUUGAAUGUACGUGGUGCGGCACCAAAUUAAGAGGUGUUUUGUUCAUGUUUUUCUUCUAGCUUCAAGGGUUUUGACAUUCAAAUUGCAAUAAUUUUACCAACUUGGCAACAUGAACCUCUUCAGCAUAUAAUGCAGGUUAAACGUGCGAUCAUUUUUUGUCACAUGUUUCCAAAGGAUUGCUUUCAUGACAAAAAGAAAAAAAUUAUAUAAAAAUGUGCUUGUUAGGUGAUGACCCAAAAUAGGAGUUUAUUGGCUUAUUUUACCUGGGUAACUAAUGAUAGUCCAUGGCAGUUGGUACCUUGUUUAAAGGGAUAGUUCACCCAAAAAUGUAAAUAUUGUCAUUAACUCACUCUCAUGGUGUUCCCAAAUUGUGUGACUGACUGACUUCCAUGGAAACACAAAAGGAAAUGUUAGGCUGAAUGUUAGCCUCAGUCACCAUUCACUUUCAUUGUAUGGAAUAAAAGAUGCAAUCAAGUGAAUGGUGACUGAGGCUAACAUUCUGUCUAACAUUUUCUUUUGUGUUCCACAGAAGAAAGUAUGCCACAGUUUUGGACCAGCAUGAGGGUGAGUAAAUUCAAAGUUUUGUGUGAAUUAUCCCUUUAAUUUUAUCCCAUCCGGAAUCUUUCAUAGUCAUUUCAACCUUAGUUUUUUCCAAGAGAAUGACACAAUGAUUAAGUCUCCAGCUUGAAGCUUCUAAGAUGUCUUGUUUAUAGUGAUUAUUAUCAUUGAUUUAUCAUCUGAUUUUUACAUUUGACACAAUUCAAAUGUUUACAAGUUGUUUUUGUGGUAUCAAUAGGUGUUGCUACUCAUUAUGCACAGUUAGUAAGAUUAAUAGCUUAGGCUACUGCAGCACAUUUUUAAUUAACCAAAUCAAAUGGCGGAGAUAUUAUUAAAUGUGUUCAUAGCCAAUAAAGACAGCAAUGUGACAUUUCUGUAAAUUGCAAAUGUUUGGUCACCACUUUGGGGUUCAUAUCUACACUGAUGCUAAUCAGUGCUUAUGACAUGUAUUCUGUAAAGUAUUUGGAGGGUGUAAUUUGUUUUUAGACUGUAUCGAGGUGGGAUAUUUCUGUGUCCCAUCACUUUGCUUAAUGCAUGAACAGAAGAUUGAAUUAAAGUUUGAAUAAAAAUCUCUCAUGAUCACAAA
This is a messenger RNA of Myxocyprinus asiaticus (Chinese sucker), 2666 nucleotides long. RefSeq names its product PRKC, apoptosis, WT1, regulator (gene pawr). NCBI's taxonomy places the organism in Eukaryota, Metazoa, Chordata, Actinopteri, Cypriniformes, Catostomidae. Gene Ontology annotation, biological process: positive regulation of apoptotic process; apoptotic process. The transcript is spliced from 7 exons. Gene Ontology annotation, cellular component: cytoplasm. Bases 236 to 1168 code for a protein of 310 amino acids. The record is from RefSeq and is a predicted model, not a curated record.